AUGAUGGAUGCUUUCCUCAAAAAGGCGAAACCUAAUGCUCGCUCUACCCCGCAACUUAAGGAGAGACCAACCCAGUUAGCUGAAGAGCACCCGAAGAAGAAAGUCAAGCGAGAGGAGACCAAUGAUAGCGAUGCCGAUUCGGACGACUAUCAAAUCGAUGCUCCGCCUUUGAAGGCCUGGCCCCAUUUACUGAAAGAAAGGGAUGGUCUCGAUAGUCCUGCAGAUGAUGACGUAGUAGAGAGGUCCGAAAGGUCUGAACCAGAAGACGCACACACAUCUAGAUCAACCGCGAUUGAGAGCUCCUUGCCUGAGACAAAACUUGAUAAGAAGGCCAUCGAGGAUUAUCAGAAUUUUAAGUCUUCCCAGGAAAACGAUGCCUCCAAUGCAUCGACCAGACUCGGCUCUAGAGCAUGGGAAAGGGGUAAGAGCUCCAUCUACGUCGACGCUUUCAACCUCGCCCUAGACACUGUUCUCGACGAAGAGGCGCAUUUAUUUGACCCAAAAGAGAAACGGGUUUUUGAUGAGUGGAGGUCCCUUGAUUACGAAGCUCAGUUCUUAUAUGUGCGCUUGUUCCUUAGGAAAACGUCCUCCUGGCAUCGCAUAGCUCGUCUAAGAUAUUAUAAUGAUAUCACUGACACUGAAGCUGCUGUGAAAUCGUUACAGAAGACCAGAGACCUAACAAGCAAAACCUCGCCUGUGCAGAAAUCCCCUAUACUAGAACUAAACAAUUUUAUUCAGGAGCAAUUUAGCUUUGAAGAUGAAUUCACUUUUGCGGACACUUCAGAGGACUUCAUUGAUAGCGUGGAGGAGGCCGUUUCGCUUCUAACUUUGGACGAAGUGAAAACCUUAGCGAAGGAAGCCAAAGUCCAGGGUAAAAACAAAUCCGACUUGGCCAAAGCUAUCUGCAGAAUGAGCAAUCAACAAGCGGGCCUAUUGUCAAUGGGCCUUCGAAGGUCUGACACUGCUGAGUCGGUUGAGUCAUCCGGACGGGAAACGCCUACAUCCAACAAACGAUCGCCCGUGUCAGGCUCAGGGGAUGAUGGAAACAGGCGAAAGCACUUCCUCGAUAAGGUAUUAGCCAUAACAGGUCCCUGUGUAAGACUUUCUCUACCUGUUUUCAAACUUUUUGAGAGAGUUCAUCUUGUCUUCUACAGAUCUACAGAGUGGACUGAGAAGUCUUUGACGACAAUCAUCCUAGCCAAGAUUUCGAGACGCAAUUUUCCAUCCUAUAUUGUUAGCAGAUCUUCCAAUAUAUUCACAUCUCGACCGCAGCUUCUAGAAUUUGAAACUGCCAUGAAAUCUGAAUAUGCGGUUGAUAACAUUCUAGAAUUUAACGGUCCCAUCACAGAUAAAGGCUUUCAAAAAGUAAUUGACGUCUUCGAAACGAUAUACUCUAGAUGGAUACGCCUUUUGCAGGAAGAGCAGGAGAAGGAAGAACGAAUCUACGAGUCUGGUGAAGGUGCCUACCUGCGACGACUGAGUCCUGGGCAUGCCUAUACGCGCAUCGUUCAUAAAGCUGCCUACGUUUUUGGACGUCUGAAAGAGCAUCAGAGAGAGCAUGAGAUAUUAAGCGAGCUACUCAACCAGCACCUUUUCCAUCUAGCACGUCGAGGGUCGUGGUACCAACGAAAAGCUCUAUUAGAGGAGCACUACAUGCAUGCCUUGCUACCAAAUCCUGCCUACACUGAUCCAGAAAGGCAGAAAAACCACUGGAAAUCUAUAGCGGCGGCCACCUGUGAAAAAGCUCUCGAAGAUCCUGACUGCCAUCUUAAGUAUCAUUACGACCUGCAGAAGCGGCUGGUCAAGCUUGAGAAGCAGCUCAAGAUACCCGUCAGGCUACAGCAUGGCUUCGGUCACGUUCAGUUGAAACGGCCGGAACAACAUCAUGCUGAAGGUAUCCAAUUGAAGAAACUAGAUUCUAUAGGGAAAAAUGGGCGCGGGCCUAGUACGAAAACGAUCUGGAUUGAUGAAGUUGAAGGUGGGGGUGAGUGUAGUGUCGAAGCCAUGUGUCUCAGCUGGUAUAGAGGUCAAGGUUGGAAAGGAUAUCACUCUGAGGGGGGCAUCAUACGAACUCUAUUCGCCUAUCUAUUUUUUGACAUUCUCUUCCUCUACAUCCCGAACGUCUUCCAAACAGCCUAUCAGACGUGUCCACUGGAUUUGCACACAGAUGCCUUCUACCCAACCCGGGCCUCGGAAAUAAAUCAUCGAUUAGUUGAAAUAGCAAAUGGAAGGGCACCGCAACUAAUUGAGGAGGUCGAUAAGCAGGAGCGGGAAAAGCGCACUUGCGUCGUUGGUCUUAAUUGGGACUACGAGCUAGAGGAUUUACGCGAGCUUGCCGACUGUUUCGAUGGUGAGGCACUCGCUACAGUUUGCAAGGUGAUGGCUCAAGACUAUGGCCAGAGAGGAGGCGGUAUUCCCGACCUGAUCCUAUGGCGGGCUAAACCGCAGAAGGAAUGCAUGUUUGCUGAGGUCAAGAGUGCAAACGACCGCUUGAGUGAUACCCAAAGGCUUUGGAUUCAUGUUCUUACUGGGGCUGGCCUCAGGGUAGCACUAUGCAAUGCAGUUGCGAAGGAAGUGAGAGAGAUCUAGUGGGAGUCCACUGGUAUCACCUUACAUCUCUCCAUCCGUUUAACCACGCGCAUCAGUCUCAGCCCCCCGAUUCUGAUUCUAGAGCUUGGCAGCUACCGGUAUCAUGUUUGGCACGACCAAACUCUUGUAGUGAAGGUAUCAGUCACUUGUCUGCCUGUCGAGUAUUAUUUCGCCUUUUAGUGGGAA
Xylaria bambusicola is the source of this 2775-nucleotide messenger RNA. RefSeq names its product VRR-NUC domain-containing protein. Gene Ontology annotation, cellular component: nucleus. Bases 1 to 2589 code for a protein of 862 amino acids. Gene Ontology annotation, biological process: interstrand cross-link repair. Gene Ontology annotation, molecular function: 5'-3' exonuclease activity; flap-structured DNA binding; 5'-flap endonuclease activity. The transcript has 2 exons. NCBI's taxonomy places the organism in Eukaryota, Fungi, Ascomycota, Sordariomycetes, Xylariales, Xylariaceae. The record is from RefSeq and is a predicted model, not a curated record.